This is a messenger RNA of Sceloporus undulatus (fence lizard), 2057 nucleotides long. RefSeq names its product solute carrier family 22 member 2-like. The record is from RefSeq and is a predicted model, not a curated record. The transcript has 10 exons. The coding region runs from base 294 to 1913 and encodes 539 amino acids. NCBI's taxonomy places the organism in Eukaryota, Metazoa, Chordata, Lepidosauria, Squamata, Phrynosomatidae. Gene Ontology annotation, biological process: transmembrane transport. Gene Ontology annotation, cellular component: membrane.
UGUCCUAAAUAAUGUUGGCUAUUUCAUGUGAAACAAGAGGAAAAAAUGAUAUCUGAAGCAGAUCAUAAAAGUUUAGCAAUGAAGUUUCCUGGUUUGUGUCAUUAAGGAUGGCUUUUUCCAUCCUGAAGAGGAAUUGCUUCCUUCUGCCCAUGGAACUUAUAUAAAAGUUACAAUAGGUGACUUAAUAAUUUAUCAACUAACUCUUUGGCUUUUGAUCAAAUAUCUUGUUAUUUAAGCUUAUUUACUCUCAGCAUGAUUAAAGGCUGAAUUGGGAAUAACAAUCUUAGCCCAAAAUGCCAAACUUGGAUGACAUUUUAGAGCACGUUGGGGAGUUUGACCUGUUCCAGAAAAGAGCGUUUUUCCUCAUUUGCCUUCUCUCUGCUGCCUUUGCUCCAGUCUAUAUAGGAAUUGUUUUUCUAGGCUUUAUACCGGAGCACCGUUGUCUGAAUCCUGGAAUUGCGGAGUUAAGCCACAGGUGUGGCUGGAGUCUUGAAGAGGAGUUGAAUUAUACUGUCCCGAAAGGAGAGGCUUUCACCCAGCAAUGCAUGAGAUACAAUGUGGACUGGAAUGCAACUGAGCUAAGCUGUACAAACCCAUUGGAAAACCUCACCAGUCAUGGGAAUGGCAGCAUCCCUCUUACCACCUGCCAAGAUGGUUGGAUCUAUGAUGCUUCAAUACAAUCCAUUGUGAAUGAGUUUAACUUGGUGUGUGAAGACUCCUGGAAGCUAGAUGUGUUUCAGGCAUGUGUGAAUGUUGGAUUUUGCCUUGGUUCUGUAUAUGUUGGCUACAUAGCAGACAGGUUUGGCCGUAAGACAAGCAUCCUAAUUACCACCCUGAUAACAUCCAUCGCAGGAGUCCUGGUGGCUGUAGCACCAAACUACAUAUGGUCUGUCAUAUUUCGCUUCAUGCAAGGACUUGUUGGCAAGGGCAGCUGGACAGCAGGUUACAUCCUAAUCACAGAAAUUGUUGGUGCAAGCUACAGGAGGACUGUAGCCAUUCUCUAUCAAGCAGCAUUUGCUAUUGGUCUCCUGAUCCUUGAUGUUCUGGCUUAUGCAAUUCCCCACUGGCGAUGGCUUCAACUUGCUGUCACUCUGCCAACUUUUCUGCUUUUGCUCUACUACUGGUGCCUUCCAGAAUCUCCCAGAUGGCUGCUCUCUCAAGGACAGAAUGGCAAAGCUAUGGAAAUUGUGGAGGAUAUUGCUAAAAAGAACAAGAAAGUGUUACCUGCCCAUUUUGAGAGUAUCAGUCUUGAGGAAGACAAUGAAAAAGAUUCACAACUGAGUCCUUCUGUGUUAGAUCUUGUGAGAACACCGCAGAUGAGAAAAUACACAUUUAUUUUAAUGUACAACUGGUUCACAAGUGCCAUAACAUACCAAGGACUAAUCAUGCACGUGGGAAUUUCCGGAGACAAUGUUUAUCUAGAUUUUUUAUAUUCUUCCAUUGUUGAAUUUCCAGCAGCUGCCAUUCUCAUAUUUACAACAGAACGAGUGGGACGACGGUAUCCCUGGGCUGUAUCACAUCUCAUGGCAGGAGUAGCUUGUCUUGUUGCAGCUUUCACUCCAGAAGAUAUGCACUGGUUGAAGAUCAUUGCAGCUAGUCUAGGGAGACUGGGAAUCACUAUGGCUUUUGAAAUGGUGUGCUUUGUGAAUACUGAAUUAUAUCCAACAUUUCUCAGAAACCUUGGUGUGAUGGUCUGUUCCUCCAUGUGUGACGUGGGUGGGAUAAUAUCCCCAUUUGUUGUAUAUAGGCUGACAGAAAUCUGGGACCAGCUGCCUCUUUUAGUUUUCACUGCAGUUGGUGUAAUUGGCGCUGGAUCGGUGCUACUUCUGCCUGAAACCAAAGGGAGAACUUUGCCUGAGACCAUUGAAGAUGUAGAAAACUUCCAUAGAUACCAUGCUAAACAGCUUAAGUGAGGACAGUCAAUUUGAAGCACAUUUUUUCAGCUGAUGCCUAUAAAUGGAGUUUAGAUGGGCAGUGAAAAUGUUCACUUGAUGGGGAGGGAGCCUUGAUAAACUGUAUAAACAUACUUUUAUAAAUAAAUUAGCUAUUCCUUGGAA